UCUUAACACGACUUCAUCAGAGGCUGAGAGAGAGAGAGAGAGAGAGAGAGAGAGCUAUGUAUCCUCGCUUCCUAUCCCUUGCGCGAUCCUCGAGAUCAUCUCAAUCUCUUAUGAAACCUUCUCUGCUGUCUUUCUCUUCGUCAUCAUCUGCUUCUGUUAAAAUUUCAAAGCCUGAAUUGCCACAAACCCUUGCGGGUCUAAGAGAAGUACUGGCAAUUGAAUCACCUUCCCUAACUGAUUUCAUCCGUCUUCAACAGAACGAUGAGUAUUCAGUCGAGGUUAGCACGAAGAAGAAUCCCCUCCCAAAGCCCAAAUGGAUGAAAGAAUCAAUACCUGGUGGGUCUAAGUAUGCUAAGAUCAAGAGCAAGCUCAGGGAAUUGAAGCUUCACACCGUCUGCGAAGAAGCCAAGUGCCCCAAUUUAGGGGAAUGUUGGUCCGGUGGAGAGACAGGAACCGCCACUGCGACUAUAAUGAUCCUUGGGGAUACUUGCACUCGAGGUUGCAGAUUCUGCAAUGUGAAGACAUCAAGGACUCCACCUCCACCUGAUCCAAACGAACCUGCCAAUGUGGCAGAAGCAAUUGCAUCAUGGGGUCUGGAUUAUGUGGUGAUAACAAGUGUCGAUCGAGAUGAUUUACCUGAUCAAGGGAGUGGUCAUUUUGCAGAGACAGUGCAGAAAUUGAAGGCUUUAAAGCCGAGUAUGCUGAUAGAGGCUCUUGUUCCUGAUUUUCAAGGGGACCCGGGCUGCGUAGAGAGAGUAGCAAAAUCUGGGUUAGAUGUUCUUGCUCACAAUAUUGAGACAGUGGAAGAGCUUCAAAGUGUUGUUCGGGACCGUCGUGCUAAUUUCAACCAAUCUCUAGAUGUUCUGAAGAUGGCUAAAGAUUAUGCUCCAUCUGGUACACUUACCAAGACAUCUGUAAUGUUGGGUUGUGGAGAAACACCUGAUCAAGUGGUUAAAACAAUGGAGAAGGUAAGGGAUGCAGGGAUCGAUGUCAUGACAUUUGGGCAAUAUAUGAGACCAUCGAAGCGCCAUAUGCCGGUAUCUGAAUAUGUAACUCCUGAAGCUUUCGAAAAGUAUCGUACUCUAGGCAUGGAGAUGGGAUUUCGGUAUGUGGCAUCUGGUCCUAUGGUCAGGUCCUCCUAUAAGGCUGGUGAGUUCUACAUCAAAUCAAUGAUUGAAGCAGAUCGAGCCAAAUCUUCCACACAACUUCCAGUCUCAUGAAAAGAGGACUAAUCUAAAAAUCCAUCAGCCUGCCAUUUAAUUGAUUGCUUCUUGCCCCUU
Molecule: messenger RNA, 1280 nt
Organism: Telopea speciosissima
Lineage: Eukaryota; Viridiplantae; Streptophyta; Magnoliopsida; Proteales; Proteaceae
Product: lipoyl synthase 2, mitochondrial-like
Exons: 4
Coding region: 57-1220 (387 amino acids)
Biological process (GO): lipoate biosynthetic process
Cellular component (GO): mitochondrion
Molecular function (GO): lipoate synthase activity; 4 iron, 4 sulfur cluster binding
Source: RefSeq, a predicted model, not a curated record